This is a messenger RNA of Daldinia vernicosa, 783 nucleotides long. RefSeq lists its product as uncharacterized. NCBI's taxonomy places the organism in Eukaryota, Fungi, Ascomycota, Sordariomycetes, Xylariales, Hypoxylaceae. The record is from RefSeq and is a predicted model, not a curated record. The coding region runs from base 1 to 783 and encodes 260 amino acids. The transcript has a single exon.
AUGUCGGACCCCAACAAACCAACCCCUCCCUCAACCUCAGGCUCAUCCGCGGUGACAAAGGACUUCUUCGAUUGCUUGUGGAUGGUCCACGGCCGGGGAACUUCUUCAGAGCCUGCUACUCAAUCCCCGGGCUCAGCAAACCCUCCCACUACGGGCAGCACGCCAGAGAGGCGCUCCAAAGACACAUCUACCCCUCAAAUGCAAACCCCACGCCCUCCACGAACAUCCUCGGGCUUGUUUUGUCAGGGUAGCCCGGACCUAGGCAGUCCCACGCCAACAGCAACAACCCAGGCCGCGAAGCUACCCCAAUCCCUAUUCUCGAACUGCGGCGGCAGCGGCCAGCAGGGGAGCUUAUUCUCAGGCAAGCCCGGCACGCCGCGGCGGUUAUUCGACGGAAGCCAGAGGUCAUCCCUAUUCGAUUCAUCUGCAACACCAAACGCCGGAGAACAGCCAUUCAUAGGCUGGGGCGCAGGCCGCAACACGUCGCUCUUCUCGUCGGAUAUCCCGUCGACGCGUACAUCUGCGGGGGAGAGCCCGACGCCGACGGAGUCCCGGCAGGGGUUCAACCACUCUACCUACGGCGCUAAGGUUAUGGAGAACGAUAUCAAGAUGGUGCGGGCGAGGGAGUGGCAGGCCUAUAUCCAGGGUUUGGGGCCACGUCCGCUGAGAGGACCUUAUUAUGGUGAGGAUGAGGAUGGGGAGGGGGAGGAGGAGAAUAAGAAGGAUGAAGAGAAGACGGUUGAGAAGGUGGAUGAGAAGGUGGAUGAAAAUAAGGGAAAGUAG